This is a messenger RNA of Chaetomium strumarium, 1245 nucleotides long. RefSeq names its product putative 2-(R)-hydroxypropyl-CoM dehydrogenase. Lineage: Eukaryota; Fungi; Ascomycota; Sordariomycetes; Sordariales; Chaetomiaceae. Gene Ontology annotation, molecular function: oxidoreductase activity, acting on the CH-OH group of donors, NAD or NADP as acceptor. The coding region runs from base 235 to 1056 and encodes 273 amino acids. The record is from RefSeq and is a predicted model, not a curated record. The transcript has 4 exons.
CUGUACCACUGAGGCUUGGACAUAGUCACAUAGUACUUGUGCCCUCCUCGUCUUGGUGGCCAAAGUUCCAUCAUACCAUUAUACAUACCAUCAACACGCACCGCACAACCGCGACUGGUCAGCAAUUCAACCCCCUCCCCUUUCCUUUCCGAUCUCGUCGCAUCUUUGCAAGGGGAACGUCGUCACAGCCGCACAACAUUUAGAACCCGCGAAACCUGAGAUCAAAGCCCAGCCAUGGCCGCCCGCGUCGCCAACAAAGUCUGUAUCGUGACAGGUGCCUCGUCGGGCAUUGGCCGGGCCAUCGCCCUGCUCCUGGCGCGCGAGGGCGCCGCAUACGUGCUGUGCGCCGAUCUGCGGCCCGGCUAUCGCCCAAGUGCGAGCGAGGACAUCCCGGCCACGCACGAGUUGAUUACACAGGAGUACGGCGAGGACAGGGCCGGGUUCCGGCAGGUGGAUGUCACGGUGGAGGAGCAGGUGAAGGGCAUGGUCGCGGAGGUGGUGCAGCGCGCUGGGAGGUUGGAUGUUAUCGUGAGCAACGCUGGCGUUGGGCCGCCCUGGACGCCGUUGCACGAGAUGUCGGACGACAUGUGGAGCGGCACAUUCAAUGUCAACACACGCGCAACAUUCCUCUGCUCCAAAUACGCGAUUCGGCAGUUUCUACAGCAGGAAUUGCCCCACGAGUUCAGGAAACGGGGCUGCAUUAUCAACAUCGCUAGCGCUGCCGGUCUGAGGGAGGUGAAGCUGUCGAGUGCAUACUGCGCUUCCAAAGCAGCCGUCAUCAGCCUCACCAAGGCAACGGCACUCGAAUAUGGCAGUGCCAGGAUCCAGUGCAAUGCCAUCUGCCCUGGUACCGUCCUCACGCCCAUGACGGCGCCCAUGCUCUCCAAUGAUCUCGCUAUGGACUUCUUCAAGGCCGUGGUACCAUGGGGAGAUGGCGGCGUUGACCGGGGCCCUGAGGAGAUUGCUUAUGCCGCGGCGUGGUUGGCAAGUGAGGAAGCAGGAUGGGUGACCGGCGUGGCUCUGCCAGUGGAUGGGGGCUUCUCUGUCCACGCCUAAGUUGGAAUGAUUUUUUGUAAUCGGCAGGUGCCUUAUACCGUCUUUUACCAAGUCACGGAUAUAAUAUCCCACCACUCCGUUGCACAUCCUGCUGAUUAUUCAUCGUCAUCCAACAAACGAACAGCAUGUUCUGCCGCCGCCUGUGAGUCCUUGACAAACACUAGCCCUUCCCCCGCCAUGAACCUAUCA